AUACACACACGCCCUAUCCCAUUGCCCGUCCCGGCGCUGCGGCUGCCAAACCCCCCCCCAAGCGCGUCUAAGCGACCAAAGAGCCUCCUGUCACCCACUUCGACCUGCCCAAGUCGCCUCUCUCGCAUCCCUUGGCGCCGACGUGCCCCUCUAUCAGGUCCGAGGGGUGCGGUGGCCGCACAUGGGAGAUAGUCUCGUAACAGAUAUGACGGCUCCCGUGGGCAAAGUAGAGGCUUCGCGCGACGCUUCGACCUCGUCUAUCGGAUCGUCGCCCGAGCCUGGCCUGACCGAAACAUAUCCCCAGGAAGAGCCCCAGCAGCAGAAGCGCAAAGGCGGCCGUAAACCUAUAUAUGCCACGUCUGAAGAGCGCAAGCAGCGCAACAGGCAGGCGCAAGCCGCCUUCCGUGAGCGAAGGACAGAGUACAUCAAGCAAUUGGAGAGCACCAUUAAGCAUCAUGAGGACACGCUCCAGAACCUGCAAAACAGUCACCGCAACGCCGCCGACGAAUGCCUUAUGCUCCGCUACAAGAAUUCGCUGCUCGAGAGGAUUCUGCUAGAGAAAGGCAUCGACGUCCAGGCUGAGCUGCGCGCAAAGACUGGCAGUCCCAAUCUGGCUGCUACGAGACCUGCAGUCUCUGCGCAUACGUCGCCCAAUCAGGCUCCGCUCCAACAUCGUGCCAUUCUGAACAGACAACAGCAGAGACGCUCCCUCCAAGGCCCACUCAAACUUGACACCCCUAAUGGACUUGCCAUGAUACAGCCCGAUGGUCCCAUCCAGCCAUCUCCCUUGUCCCAGCCUACUCCCGGCUCCCAUCUCUCGUCGCCUGCUCAGUCAGCAACGCGAUCACCCAACUUUCUGCCUCAUGGCCAAUCAGUAUCACCCAACUUUGGGCCCAUACCUCCACAGCAGCAGCAGCAGCAACAGCAACAGCAACAGCAACAGCAACAGCCCCUGCGGCCACAACCACCUAGGUCAAGCUUUACCCCCAUGAUGGGCCCCCAAAGGUCUUCGCUAGUGACAAACCAGCCUUCUUCCAACGGCAUGCCAAAUGCAUCCACUGGUGGCAAUAAUGGAAAUGGCAUAACGCAAAGCAGUGGUUCUUCGUCAUUCUACCAGACGCAGUUCACAGAUCACAUGAGUCAACUGGGCAAGCUGACCCGUUUCUUAUCCCCUCUUAGGUAUAGAGCUUUGUAAUCCUAGGCUAAUCUCCUCCUACAGAGCAGGAGUACGACGAGCAAGCAGACUCCUACGACCACGACGACCCGAGCGAUCAUUCUGCCGGCCCUGGCCCCUUUCCUCAGCAAAACUUCCCGCCCUCAAACA
Exserohilum turcica Et28A is the source of this 1324-nucleotide messenger RNA. RefSeq lists its product as uncharacterized. The transcript has 3 exons. Lineage: Eukaryota; Fungi; Ascomycota; Dothideomycetes; Pleosporales; Pleosporaceae. The record is from RefSeq and is a predicted model, not a curated record. Bases 206 to 1195 code for a protein of 329 amino acids. Gene Ontology annotation, cellular component: RNA polymerase II transcription regulator complex. Gene Ontology annotation, molecular function: transcription cis-regulatory region binding; DNA-binding transcription activator activity, RNA polymerase II-specific.